AUGGAAGACAGCCAAUACCGACAGGCGGGACAGGCGAAUGGGUAUGGCCAGGCAGAUGCUACUAAACAGAGAUUCAUGGGCCCACCGCUAGCACCAGUGGAUACACGAAGCCCCAAUGGCAGCUCAAACCAUUCCCCUGUCGAUGGGCGACACAGUCGGAGUAAGGACCUGACACAAGAUUUGCCGGUCAGAGAAAGGUCACGAACUAACGGGGCAUCUGGCGGGAAAUCUCAUACGGUGAGACUUUGCCAUAAGUGUGGCGAGCCUUUGACCGGGCAAUUUGUGAGAGCUCUUGGUGGUACUUUUCAUCUAGAGUGCUUCAAAUGCCGAGACUGCGGACAAGUAGUAGCCUCGAAGUUUUUUCCCGUUGACGACGAAGAAGGCGAAGGUCAAUAUCCCUUGUGUGAGACCGACUACUUUCGCCGCCUUGAUUUGCUAUGCUUUGAUUGCGGCGGCGCUCUUCGUGGAUCCUACAUUACGGCCUUGGAACGAAAAUAUCACAUUGAACAUUUCACGUGCUCAGUUUGCCCGACUGUUUUCGGUGCCCAGGACAGCUAUUACGAACACGAAGGCAAGGUCUACUGUCAUUACCACUACUCAACGCAGUUCGCACAACGGUGUAACGGAUGCCGAACUGCGAUAUUGAAGCAAUUUGUGGAGAUCUUCCGGAACGGCCAAAACCAACACUGGCAUCCGGAGUGUUACAUGAUACAUAAAUUUUGGAAUGUUCGUCUGGCACCGUCAGAUGCGGAUGGCAAUUAUCAAGUGCUAUCGGAAACAAAUGCAACAGAAGAGAAACGAACACUGGUGCGAGAGGAAGAGGAGCAAAUGGAAGAGAAAGUUUACAGGAUAUGGAGCGUUCUCUCCGCUUUCGAAGAGUCCUCAGCAGCUUGCAUUUCUGAUAUGCUUCUCCACGUCAGCAACGGGUCCUACGUUGAAGGCAUUGUGACGGCGAGAAAGUUCAUCUGGCAUGUGGACAUUCUCUUCAGAGCUACUGACAAACUAGAUUUUUUGAUGGUCUCGGAAGGAAUUAAAGGACUCUCGUACGGACGGGAGGCGAAGUUGCUUUGUAAGAAGAUUGUGGCCUUCUUUUCACUUCUCUCAAAGACUCAGGAAACUGGUGUCAAGAAAUUGGGCGUAACGCAGGAGCUUUUGUCUCUGGUCACAGGACUAGCCCAUUACCUCAAGCUCCUCAUUCGUAUCAGUCUGCAAGGUGCACUGAAGCUCGAACGUGAACAACGGAGCAACGAGGGACUCCACCAUUUUCUUGCGGAUUUAGAGAAUCUAAAUUCCAUUAAAAAGGCCGAGACUUCUGACCUUCACUCUGGCGUCGCGGGCUUGUCUAAUCAACAGUCAGACAUCUGUCAUAAAUGCAAAGAGCCGAUCGAUGACGAGUGCGUCAAGUUGGACCAGCAAAGAUGGCACAAGAACCACUUGGUCUGCGAUUAUUGUGAACGAGUGGUGGGCCAUCCGGAUUUGAGCGAUGCAUUGUGGAGCGAGCGGGAAGGUCAGAUCGUAUGCCGACGCUGUUUUGAAGAAAGGCGGGAGGCCUCGGAUGCCAUCGCCUGCUUUGAGCCGGUUACAAGGCUCCAGCAAUACGUAUAUCUCCUUCGAGUAGCGCUCGCCAGGCUGCUCUCCGUGCUUCGAUCCGGGGGCACCCUUCCUCAUACUUCAGAUGACCCGAACCUUACAACCUAUGAUUCAAAUGAGGGUCAUCGGCUAAACGAGAGCGGGCAAAUAGAUCCACCCCUGCUCAGGGCAGAUUCUCGAUCUAAGUCGUAUGGUGGAACCGGGACCUCAGCAGCCGAGAGCAAUCAGUCAUCCUACCAGCAGACGGUGGGCGAGAUGAAACGACUUCGAUCUACGCGUAUGGAUACACAGUUAUCCACCAAUAUUAAGAAAGCUCGCACCUCUCGAAUACUUGAUGGACCAGAGGGUCGUCGACCGGGAUCGGCCGGAGCAGAUGGCUCAGACCAAAAGCAGCAUUCCUUUCAUAUCGUGGAAGACCGGGAUCCUAACAAUGAUGUGCCAAGCAGUAACCUAACGUUCGGCCAUCAAGACGCACUGACACUGGAUGACAUCCCAAGAAUAGUCGCAGCUGAGCAAGCGAAAGAGCAACGACCCAAUGCUUAUAAGCACGCCAAGCAUCAACUAAUUGGCAAUGGCGGACAUCAACCUAAGUUUUAUAGCGGUCACCAACGUGGUGUCUCUGGUGGCAACGAUCUCGACAUACCAGGUGGUGACUCAGGCGCUCAGCGAACGAAGAGGUACUUCUCCGAACUUUCUGCAUUGGAAUACUUCAUCGUUCGUCACGUUGCGGUGCUCUCCAUGGAACCAUUGCUGGAAGGUCAUUAUAAUCUAGAAGAUCUGCUCAAUUUGAUCGAGACGAGAAAACCGACUUUCUGGGGCAAAUUUGGCAAGGCUUUCCAGAAGAACGACAGACCAAGAGGAGGCAAGAAGAAGGGCGUCUUUGGUAUUCCUUUGGAUGUGCUUGUGGAAAGGGAUGGUGUGGAAUCUACCUACGGCGUUGGUCCUGGUGCAUUAAGAGUCCCUGGCAUUGUCGACGAUACGAUUUCGGCGAUGCGGCAAAUGGACAUGUCCGUCGAGGGUGUAUUCCGCAAGAACGGCAACAUCAGAGGACUCAAAGACCUGAGUGAGAAGCUUGACCAAAAGGAGGUCGAGGUUGAUCUAUCGAAGGAAAAUCCUGUGCAAGUGGCUGCUCUACUCAAAAAGUUUCUCCGGGAGCUUCCCGACCCUCUGCUUACCUACAAGCUCUACCGGCUGUUUGUCACGUCUCAAAAAAUCGAGGAUGAAGCAAAGCGAAAAAGAGUGCUCCAUCUAACUUGCUGUCUACUUCCCAAGAGUCACCGGGAUACGCUUGAAAUACUGUUCUCCUUCCUUGUCUGGGCGUCAUCCUUCUCACAAGUCGACGAAGAAUCUGGAAGCAAGAUGGACACUCAUAAUCUUGCAACCGUUAUAACGCCCAACAUCCUCAAAGACAAAACCGCAGUCGUCGGUCAGGACGAAAACAGCUUCUUAGCCAUCGAGGUCAUUAACACUUUGAUCGAAUUCAAUGACGAGAUGUCCGAGGUCCCCGAAGACCUUCAAUCCAUUCUGAACGACUCCUCGCUUUUCAACAACAGCUCCGACAUAACUACCAAAGAAAUUCUCAAACGCUACGGCGACAUCGGGAGAUCACCUGCACACCGCCCUAUAAUCACAGAACAAGCUGCCGAAUCGCCUCCAUCUCGGUCGAAAGACAACAACACUCCCAACAAUGCCAAGCCCGCCGCUCCCGUUAUCACUCAUGUCGAUACAGACCCUUACCAAACGCCAGCAUGGCCGAAGGAGUCAUCGGUACGGCAUGUUCAAGGUCAAGCCCAGGGGGCACCAACCUAUCCAUCGACUUCGAAUAACACGCCGCCGCAACAACAGUUUGAAUUCAAUAAUCCAACGAGCCCAUAUCACCGCAGAGGAGGUAGCAGUGACAGUCAAGCGAGCAACAGAUCCGGUGGUCACGGUCACAGUCACAAGUACUCAGGCUGGGGCAAGCAAGGUACACCUGGACCUAUGGGUGUCACAGGUGCAGGCUAA
Molecule: messenger RNA, 3594 nt
Organism: Letharia lupina
Lineage: Eukaryota; Fungi; Ascomycota; Lecanoromycetes; Lecanorales; Parmeliaceae
Exons: 6
Coding region: 1-3594 (1197 amino acids)
Biological process (GO): actin cytoskeleton organization; signal transduction
Cellular component (GO): cytoplasm
Source: RefSeq, a predicted model, not a curated record